AUGACCGUCAACAACUACGUCAAGACGAACAAUAUUGCGUUCGGCUUGAUGCUUCUGCACAUGAGCGCGGAUUAUCAUCACGUGGUUGAUGACUGUGAAGAGGCGUGGGUCGCGUGGGCGCGUUUGAAGACGCUGUACGGCGGGUCGCAGAAGGCUGGACGCAUCUACUUGAAGCGCCAGCUGUUCAGCAUGGAGAUGGCGGAAGGCGGCAAUGUGAUGCAUCAUUGCAACGAAGUCCUCAACAUCAGCGCGAAGCUCAGCAGCAUCGGCGCCAAGAUGGAGGACGAGGAUGUUGCGAUCUGCUUGUUGUGCAGCCUCCCCAAGAGCUACGAGAACGUCGUUCUCAACUUGGAGAUGAGCAGCGCGGAACUGCGAUCGCGAGACGUCGUGAGAGUGCUCACAAAUGAGCACAUCAAGAGGCAAGGUGACAAGACGACAUCGGUGAAGACUGAAGAUACGGCGAAGGCGUUCAGUACCGAGCGUGAACCUCGCCAAUGUACAUACUGCGGAAAAUUGGGGCACACGGCGGAGCGGUGCUGGACCAAGCAGAAGGACGAAAAUCAAGGUAGAGCUCGACGCGGCGGCAACAAUGCUCGUGGACGCGGAGCCAACAACGUUCAGUGGCGAACCAACAACAGCAACGACGACAACUUCGAUCGAGUUGCGUUCGCGGUUUCGCUGGAGGCUGGACUUUCGACGGGCAAGAAUAUGCCAGGGAUGUGGGCAGUCGACAGCGGUGCGACGCAUCACAUCUGCAACGACAAGGCCAAGUUUGCAAGCCUGAAUGAGCGAGAGGAAGGCGAACUAUCAGUGGCUGAUGGCAGCAAGGCUGCGAUCAAGGGUGUGGGAACCAUCAUGGAACGGGUGGUUCUGCCCAAUGGUGACGAACGCGAUAUCGAGAUCAAGGACGCACUGUUCGUACCAAGUAUGAGCAAGAAUCUGCUUUCGGUGCCACAGAUCAACAAGGGUGGCAGGUUCCAAGUCGUGUUCGAUGGAUCCAAGAUGCAAGUGAAGCGCAAGAAUUCCACACAAGUCGUGGCAACAGCGGAUCUCGUCGAUGGACUUUACUGGCUGCGGACUCCUCAACGAUCGGCAAAUGCAGGAACACGCAAUGGGACCAUCGACUUGCAUGCGCGCAUGGGUCAUGCACCCCUCGAAGUUCUGCGCAAGAUGGUGGCCACCGGCAUGAUCAAGGACGCCAAGGCACCUCUCAACUCGAAUGGUCCAAGUGUGUGUCGCGGUUGCCAGCAAGGAAAGAUGGUCCAAAAACCAUUCCCAACCAACCGUGACAAACGCCAAUAUGGUGUGUUCGAGUUGCUGCACUUCGACAUCUGCGGGCCAAUGGAACAAGUCUCGAUCGGCGGCAGCAGAUACUUACUGCUUGUGGUUGACGAAGCCAGCGGUUGCAUGAAGGGCUUCUGUCUGCGGUCCAAGUCUGAGAGUGAAGACUGUAUCAAGAACCACAUCAUCAAGAUUCAAACUCAGUUCGGCACGAAGAUCAAGUUUUUUCGGCACGAUGGAGCGCAUGAGUUUGCGACCAACUCCAUCAAGACCUUCUACGAAGAUCAUGGUAUCGAACAACAGAUCACGGUGCCGUAUGCACACCAGACCAACGGCACCGCAGAACGCGCGAUAAGGACCAUCGUCACGAUCGGACGCAGCUUGUUGCAUCAUGCAAAACUGGAGAAGUGUUUCUGGGCUGAAGCGGCAAUGACGGCGAUCUACAUCAAGAAACGCCUGCCUUCACCCAAGAUCGACCACAAGACUCCGUUCGAAAUCGUGUACAAGUCGAAACCAAGUGUCAACCACAUGCGCGUGUUUGGAUGUCGGGCAUUUAUCCUGACACCAAGGGAGAAGCGAUUGAAGUGGGACCCGAAGGCUCGUGAAGGGAUGUUCAUGUACUACGAAGAAGCGUCAAAAGCUUAUCGAGUGUACGACAUUGAGGCGGACCAAGUGGUGAUCAGUCGUGACAUCACCUUCGACGAAUCGACUUUUGAUUUUUCGAUGGACCGACCAAGUGACGAUGAUGAAGAUGUGGAGUUGGACCUCGACCUCCUGGCGAUCAACGAGGACGACGUGCGUCAAACCGUCUACAAGCAGACUGACAAGCGCAAGAGUGAAGCAAGACCCGGCAUGUCACGUUCAGCUCGCCCUCGAACUGGGUUGGAACAAGCAAGUGCGCCGGAACACGUCUCCAACCGUCACCAGAAACGACGAUCAAGUGCUCCAGAAACGAUGUCUGAUGACGAAGAAGAUGCAAGCGUCUACGAUCAAGAUGACGACUCGACGCCUCCGACAUUUUGGCGUGCAAGUGCAAACGCAGUGGAAGCAACGGACCUAGCAGAACCUGUGACUUUUCAAGACGCGAUCAAUGGUCCUGAUCAAGCUCACUGGCGAAAUGCUGUGAAGGCGGAACUCAAGUCGAUGCAUCUUCGUGGAGUUUUCCGUGCGGCAAAACUACCAAGAGGCCAAGGCGCGAUCGGCACCAAGUGGGUGUUCAAGAUUGAAGAAGUGGGAGUUAGACAUACCCUAUCAUGGGUCGAAUCUCUGGAGUCAAAUCCAGUGCAUCAUGCACUUACAACAAAGAUCAAGCGCAAAGCGGAUGGAUCGGUCGAGAAAUACAAGGCGCGUCUCGUUGCCAAGGGCUUCAAGCAGAAGUACGGCAUCGACUACACAGAGACGUUCUCGCCCGUGGUCAAGUACGUGACACUGCGUAUGGUGAUCGCGAUCACCAAGUAUUUCGACUGGCCACUGGACCAACUCGAUGUGGUGACAGCCUUUCUCUACGGAGUGAUGAAGGAGAAGGUGUACUGUGUGAUACCAGAAGGCGUCGAGAUGGAUGGCGACUUCGACUGUCUCGAGUUGGUGAAGGCGAUCUACGGUCUCAAGCAAGCUUCACGUGUGUGGAGCGAGACUUUCGACGAGUUCGUAUGCUCUAUCGGUUUCGAGGCGUCGGCGUUCGACCCAUGUCUCUACAUCAAGGUUGUCGACGGUCACUGUGUGCUCGUGCUGGUCUACGUGGAUGACGUGUUGGUCACCGGCAGCUCGCUCGAGUUGAUUGCGCAGACGAAGGCCGACCUCAAGACGCGUUUCGAGAUGACCGACAGUGGCAAGUGUACUUUUGUACUGGGCAUCGAACUGGUGGACGAAUCGGAUGGCAGCGUGACGAUGUGCCAGCGACGGUAUGUCAACGACAUCCUCAAGCGCUUCGGCAUGGAUGAGUGCAAGGCCACAGCAAGUCCGGUCGACUUGAGCACUCGGCUUGUCGCAAGCACCGAAGCGGCCAAGAUCGACGUUCCGUUUCGUGAAGCUGUGGGAGCUUUGAUGCACUUGACGACUGCGACGCGCCCGGACAUUGCGUAUGCUGUGGGGUACGUCUCGCGCUUCAUGGAGAAUCCGCAGCAAGAACAUUGGACGGCGGUGAAGCGCAUCUUUCGUUACUUGCAAGGGACCAAGUCGCACGGACUCCGCUUCCAGCCAAGCGACAAGAUCGACUUUCGUGGCUACUCGGACGCGGACUGGGCCGGCGACCACGCUGAUCGCAAGUCGACUUCGGGUUACACUUUUAUGCUGAUGGGUGGUCCUGUGAGUUGGGGAAGCAAGAAGCAGUCAAGUGUGUCGCUGUCGACGAGUGAAGCGGAAUACAUCGCACUGAGUCUGGCCAUCCAGGAAGGCAAGUGGGUGCAUCACCUGCUAUGCGAGAUUUUGGCGGCCGCAAACGAACCAGGACCGGACCUCGUCAUCCGUGAAGACAACCAGUCGUGCAUCAAGAUGACGAAGAAUCCGGUGAAUCAUGGCCGCGCCAAGCACAUCGACAUCAAGUACCAUCACAUCCGUGAUGAGGUCAAUCGCGGUGAAGUGAAGCUCGAGUAUUGCGAGACUUCCGUGAUGAUGGCGGACAUCAUGACCAAGGGACUUUCGGGACCUCGUCACAAGGACUUGACGACGGCUCUCGGCAUUCGUGCGAGUUCGGAUUGA
Messenger RNA from Peronospora matthiolae, 3978 nucleotides. The record is from the annotation of a GenBank genome assembly. Lineage: Eukaryota; Oomycota; Peronosporomycetes; Peronosporales; Peronosporaceae.